Molecule: messenger RNA, 1731 nt
Organism: Polyodon spathula (Mississippi paddlefish)
Lineage: Eukaryota; Metazoa; Chordata; Actinopteri; Acipenseriformes; Polyodontidae
Product: Fc receptor-like protein 2
Exons: 9
Coding region: 1-1731 (576 amino acids)
Biological process (GO): cell surface receptor signaling pathway
Molecular function (GO): transmembrane signaling receptor activity
Source: RefSeq, a predicted model, not a curated record
AUGAUCCGAGUGUCCACACAGGAGGGAAAUGUGCACUGCAAUAAUUCUGUUGUCUCCUCUAAUUUAGCUGACAAGCCAAAGCCUGCACUGACCCGGGAGCCUGCAGGAGAGAUAUUCGAAGGAGACACAGUGACCCUGAGCUGUAGGGUUGAGGGGGGCUCUGAUGGCUGGAGAUAUCUCUGGUAUAAAGACAGUCAGUCCAGUACUCCAGUGUACCAGACUGACAGCAGCAGUGGAACUGGAGCCGGAUACACAAUCAGAGCUGAUGCUGUGUCCCACAGUGGAGAGUACUGGUGUCGAGCUAAAAGGGGGAGCAAACCGUUUUACUCACAAUACAGCAAUGCUGUCAGGAUACAAGUAUCACAGCUGUUCAGCACACCCACUCUGACAGUGAAACCUGGUGCCUCAGUGUGGGAGGGAGAGGAUGUGUCUCUGCAGUGUGGGGCUCAGAUAUAUAAACAGGGCACACAGCUGCAGUACCGCUAUAGCAAAGACAAUGAGGAUCUGAGAGGAGCUGGAUCACAGUACUCAAUCCCAGCGGCAGGGCUGAGAGACACAGGGAGAUACCAGUGUGAGGUGGAGGCAGCAGGGACGGGGGUGAAGAAAAGGAGUGAUUCUGUGGCACUGACUGUGAAAGAACGACCCCAGGCUGUGCUGACCCAGGAGCCUGCAUGGACACAGCUAUUCAUAUCAGAGAGUGUUACACUGAGAUGUCAGGUUCAGGGACAAUACACUGACUGGAGAAUCACAUGGUACAAAGAUGGGUGGAAAGUUCCAGUAACCCAGAAUUAUUACAGCAGAAUAGAUGGUGACAAAUACACAAUUAGCUCUGCUACUAGAGACCACAGUGGGGAAUAUACCUGUAAAGGUGAAAGGGGAGGUAACCCAUCGUACUCUAAAGCAAGCAAUGCUCUCACACUGACAGUAUCAGUGGGCGCUCCGAAGCCUGCACUGUCCCAGGAGCCUGCAGGAGAGAUAUUCGAAGGAGACACAGUGACCCUGAGCUGUAGGGUUCCGAGGGGCUCUGAUGGCUGGAGAUAUCUCUGGUAUAAAAACAGUCAGUUCGGUACUCCAGUGUACCAGACUGACAGCAGCAGUGGAACUGGAGCAGGAUACACAAUCAGAGCUGCUGCUGUGUCUCACAGUGGAGAGUACUGGUGUCGAGCUGAAAGGGGGAGCAAACCGUUUUACUCACAAUACAGCAGUGCUGUCAAUGUUCAAGUAUCAGUGUCAGAGCUGUUCUCCAGGGUGACUCUGUCAGCCUCUCCGAGAGCCACAGUGAAGGAGGGAGAGGCUCUUAACCUGACCUGUGAGGCAACAAUGAACAAAACCCUCCGCUCUCAACUCCAUUACACCAUUCUGAGAGACGGGGAGCCUGUGAUUAACAGCACUGGCCCUGCACUGUACAGCAUUGCCAGCACUGAGAAGAGCCACGCUGGGAGCUACAAGUGUGCUGUGGAGUCACAGGGAGUGAGGAAGAGCAGCCAGGAGUUACACAUUGAAGUGCAAAUGUCCUGGCAGAGCGCUGAUGCUAUUGGCUACAGAGUGAGCUUCACUCUGUAUCAUUUCAUUUUGUUCACUCUGCUGCUCCUUCAUUACUGCAGGAUCCAAGGUUUCCUGCAUAUCGCUGGUGGUAGGUCAAGGAUAACCUGGGAUCAGGAUCAGGAGCAGUCAGCAGAGGGGAUUGAGCUCUCCAGCCGUGUGCAGCACACUGGAGUGGAACUGGCAUAG